This is a messenger RNA of Nylanderia fulva, 868 nucleotides long. RefSeq names its product V-type proton ATPase subunit Vha36-1 (gene Vha36-1). Lineage: Eukaryota; Metazoa; Arthropoda; Insecta; Hymenoptera; Formicidae. The record is from RefSeq and is a predicted model, not a curated record. Gene Ontology annotation, molecular function: proton-transporting ATPase activity, rotational mechanism.
UUGAGUCAGCUGAUCAAUCCCAUUCCUGUUCGUUGCUGCACAGUAGUUGAGAGAAUGUCAGGCAAAGAUAAACUACCAAUUUUCCCCUCUAGGGGGGCCCAAAUGUUGAUGAAAUCUCGCUUACAAGGAGCGCAAAAAGGACAUGGAUUAUUAAAGAAAAAAGCUGAUGCAUUGCAAAUGCGUUUCAGAAUGAUUUUGGGAAAAAUUAUAGAGACCAAAACUUUGAUGGGCGAAGUGAUGAAGGAGGCAGCCUCAUUGGCAGAAGCAAAGUUUGCUACAGGAGACUUCAAUCAAGUGGUUCUGCAGAAUGUAACGAAGGCACAGAUCAAAAUUCGCUCUAAGAAAGAUAAUGUCGCUGGUGUAAAUCUACCAAUAUUCGAAUCCUAUCAAGAUGGAACAGAUACAUAUGAAUUAGCAGGUCUAGCGAGAGGUGGUCAGCAGUUGGCUAAAUUAAAGAAGAACUAUCAACGGGCAGUGAAAUUGCUGGUGGAACUGGCGUCACUACAGACGAGUUUCGUUACUUUGGACGAAGUUAUUAAGAUCACGAAUCGACGUGUUAAUGCUAUCGAACACGUUAUCAUUCCUCGAAUUGAGAGAACUCUGGCCUAUAUUAUUUCGGAGCUCGAUGAACUUGAAAGAGAAGAGUUCUAUCGACUGAAAAAGAUUCAAGAUAAGAAGAAAAUCGCCAAGGCAAAGCUUGAAGCGGAAAGAGCAGAAUUUAUUGCAGCCGGGCACAGUAUGGAGGCCACAAAUCUGCUCGAGGAGAGCGACGAUGAUGUGCUGUUUUAAAUACUGUAAAUAAUAUGUUAUAAGUAAUUAAGAUGUUAAUAGCCUCCAGAAGAUAAAAAAAAUUUCUCUUCCCAUUUAG